Messenger RNA from Clarias gariepinus (North African catfish), 3242 nucleotides. RefSeq names its product RNA binding motif protein 39b (gene rbm39b). The transcript has 16 exons. The record is from RefSeq and is a predicted model, not a curated record. Lineage: Eukaryota; Metazoa; Chordata; Actinopteri; Siluriformes; Clariidae. Gene Ontology annotation, cellular component: nucleus. The coding region runs from base 1810 to 2904 and encodes 364 amino acids. Gene Ontology annotation, biological process: mRNA processing. Gene Ontology annotation, molecular function: RNA binding.
UUGUAAGACAUCCCGGAAGUGGUAUACAGAAGGCGAACUUAUAAACAAGUCUAGCUAGCUAACUAUCUCGGAUAGCUAGCGUAAUUUUGGUUGUAAAUUGUGAAGGAUAACAAUAGUAUUUUUUUUUUUUAUUAUUUGUGUAUACGGUGCUUAAUAACUACAGUUUAAGACCACUUUGCCGGAAUUGAAAGAUAAUAGCUGAAGCGAAACUAAGCUAGUGGAAUAGCUAGCAUUAUUUGUCUUGUAUGUAACUAGCAAGCUAGCUGGCAUCGAAACAGUAUCGACGAUUUCCACAGAUACAACAGCAAGCGUGCAGGUCUCCAAUGGCAGACGACUUUGAUAUCGAGGCGAUGCUUGAAGCUCCUUACAGAAAGACUUGCCUAAUGAUAUCUCAUCUCUACUUCCCUGAAUACACCUUUGAUUCCAGUGUGAAGUGUGAAAAAAGUAAGGUCGUCAUUGCGGCAUAUAUUGAUGUACUGUGUUCCCUCAGGUCAAAUACUAAAAGGCUCACAUCCUGUCACCUGUCUGGUGUCAACAAGAUGAAUGAAAGUGGGUGAAACAGGGAUAGAACCUCACAUGAAUUGGAGACAGUAUUCACAUUUUUACUACACACAUGGUUGAUCUUUGUACUGCGAAAGCCGGCAUCAUAAGCAGUAGCUUUUAGUAAGAUUAUGCUACCUGGCAGAUCAUCUAAGUUACACAGAACAUGCAGUUGUUCAUAAAGUCGUGAAUGUAUAGUUUUUAUGAAGAAAAGUAUUGUUCUAUACUUUUGGCUUGUUGUUACAAUAUUUAAUGGAUUGUUCCAGAAUAUGAAUACUGUCUCCCAAGCCAUUCUCUAGAGAAGGUCUCAGAUAAGUCAACAUCUUGAUUUUUUUGCAUGCCCCUCAUUUUUAAGCUUCUUCUUAAUCCAUUUUAUUUUGCUAUUUGCUUUUAGGAAUCUUUUGUGGUACAUCACCAACAUAAUCAAGAACCCUACAUUUAUUUGUCCUUAACACAUAUCCAGUAAACCUCCCAAGUUGGCUUCGUUGUAGGUAUUUAAAAGGAGACUGAUAUUAAAAAGGGGGACGAGAUGUAAGAAAGAGAUGGCAUCGUGCUCACACAGUCCAACCGCACAAAUGGGCGAAGAUCUCACCAAAUGACCACCUCCACUGUGGAAACCGGUUUAGACACCUUGUCCUUAGCAGCAAGCUUUAGAUUUAAAAUAGCAGGGUACUUUCAGAUCCUAGAGCUGUGUCUCCAUUAAGCAUCAUGGUCCUUCUGCUAGCAUGCAAACUGUUGCUCCUUUUUGGCGAGGGCAAUGAUAUGAUUUUAUGUGGCACAGCACAGGGCAGAGCAGACAAGAAGAAUUUUAACAGUUUUUCUAAAUCAGUAUAUUCUGUAUUUUCUCUUGUCCCCUCCCCCAUUCCUUUGACGACUUGCUAUGUAUCCUGUCCAUCCUCACGAUGUUCUUCUAUCAACCCUGCUUAGGGUGACAGCAAGUCCUAUAGUGCAAAUGGCUAUGAAGAACACAGCAGGAAGAAAAGGCACAGCCGGAGUCGCAGCCCAAGUGCAGACCGCCGCAGGAGUAGGAGCAAGGAGCGCAAAAAAGGCAAAGACAAGCGCAGGAGCCGAAGCAAAGAGAAGAAGCGAUCUCGUAGCAAAGAGCGGCGUUCUCGAAGUCAUGAAAGACAUGGACGUUAUCGAGGUCAUAAAAGUCCUCACCGCAGACGCUCUCGAAGCAAGAGCCCAUUUAAGAAAGAGAAAAGUCCAAUCAGAAAACCUAUUGAUAAUCUAAGUGCAGAGGAAAGAGAUGCCCGCACAGUAUUCUGCAUGCAGCUGGCUGCCAGGGUCAGACCCAGAGACCUUGAGGAGUUCUUCUCUGCUGUGGGCAAAGUGCGUGAUGUGAGAAUGAUUUCAGACAGAAACUCUCGCAGAUCUAAGGGUAUUGCGUAUAUUGAGUUUGUGGAUUCCACCUCCGUGCCCCUUGCUAUUGGACUAACAGGGCAGAGGCUAUUGGGAGUGCCACUCAUCGUCCAGGCCUCACAGGCUGAGAAAAACAGAGCAGCAGCGGCGGCAGCAGCCCUCAACCUGCAGAAAGGCAGCGCAGGGCCAAUGAGGCUCUAUGUGGGCUCCCUACACUUCAACAUCACAGAGGAAAUGCUCAGAGGCAUAUUUGAGCCCUUUGGGAGGAUUGAAAGCAUUCAGCUGAUCAUGGACAGUGAGACUGGCAGGUCAAAAGGUUAUGGCUUUAUAUCGUUUGCUGAUGCUGAAUGCGCCAAGAGAGCUCUAGAGCAGCUGAACGGUUUUGAGCUGGCUGGCCGGCCCAUGAAGGUUGGCCAUGUGACUGAGCGCUCAGAUGGCUCAUCAGCCAGCUCUUUCUUGGACAACGAUGAGUUGGAGAGAACGGGCAUAGACCUGGGAACCACGGGACGUUUGCAGCUGAUGGCCCGACUUGCUGAAGGUACAGGGCUACAGAUUCCUCCAGCUGCAAAACAGGCUCUGCAGAUGAGCGGCUCUAUCCCAUUUGGUAACCUUCCUGCAGUGAUCCCUGCACCAAGCAUGAACCAGGCCAUGAAUCUCCCAACCCAACCCCUGGCCACUCACUGCCUACAGCUCUCCAACAUGUUCAGCCCACAGUCAGAAAAUGAGCCAGGCUGGGAUAUAGAGAUUCAGGAUGAUGUCAUUGAAGAGUGUAAUAAACAUGGAGGCAUUGUUCAUAUCUAUGUAGACAAGAAUUCUACUCAAGGUAACGUGUAUGUGAAGUGUCCGUCUAUCCCAACAGCGAUGGCUGCUGUCAGUGCCCUUCAUGGACGCUGGUUUGCAGGCAAAAUGAUCACCGCUGCCUACGUGCCCCUCCCAACCUACCACAAUCUGUUUCCUGACUCAGUCACAGCCAUACAGCUGUUGAGACCCACACGUCGUUGAUCCACCCCUGCUGCGCAGUCCAAUUCUUCUGACUUUUUCUGUCUCUCUGCAUAGCCCGGAGAUGCAAACGCCACCCUGCCCUUUUUAGGACAGCUGCUGUCUGUCCCUGGAGGUCCAUAACACAUUCUAGAUCUCAAAGGUACACGGUUGCCCAAGGGUGUAACUGAAAGUUGGCUGGACUAGGUUAGCGCAAAAAAAUAAAAAUAAAAAACAAGAAGACCCCGGGCAGUCAACCUGGAUAUAUUCAGCUGUUUGGGAUCACUUUACGUUUUUAGCUUUUUGUAAUCACACUUUCAUUUUGUAAAAAACUCUGCAAUUAAAAUGGCUUUGAAAAUCAA